UUCCAGUCUCUACAAAACUCCCAGAUACCUUUCCCCUCCUAAGACCUUGGAAGAACAUUUUCCGUGGAAAUUCAAUUCAUAAUUUUCCUCACACUGACAGGAUGUGACAGAGACUUCCUCGUUUUGUUCUAUCUAUCUUGGUGUUUUAUAGCAAAGGGCAGAGCAAGCACUGCUUGUCUUAAGGUGGAAGAAGAAUUGAGAUCACCAGGACUCACCUGCCAUUUUGGACCCUUUACUGCUGCCUGCCAGGUGGCCCUUACUGCUGAGGAAAAAUGGUGGAUUUUCCAGUCUCCCAGGACUCUCUGCCCAGCAGUCUCUUCUUCCUCACUCACCUUCUCCUUCUCCUUCAGUAUGGGGAGCUGCACUCAGAGGUUAGUGUGGUAGGCCCUGGGGACUCCAUCCUGGCUCACAUUGGGGAUGAGGUGGAAUUUCUGUGCCACCUGUCAUCCUACCGGGAUGCUGAGGACAUGGAGAUCCGCUGGUUCCGGAGCCAAGCCUCGGAUGUGGUGCACCUGUACCAGGAGGGGCAGGAACUCUACGAUCAGCAGAUGAAACAGUUCCAGAACAGGACUGAACUGGUCAAGGAUGAUAUCGCUGAUGGCAGCGUGACCCUGCAUCUCUACAGCGUCAUCCCUGCUGAUGAGGGUCCUUAUGGGUGCCGCUUCCUCUCCAGUGACUUCUCUGGGGAAGCAACCUGGGAGCUGGAGGUAGUAGGGAUGGGCUCAGACCCUCACAUCUCCCUUGAGGGCUUCAAAGAGGGAGGCAUUCAGCUAAGGUGCAGCUCCAGUGGCUGGUACCCCAUGCCGCUGGCUCAGUGGAGAGACCAUCAUGGACGAUGCUUGCCUCCGGAGACUGAAGACAUCAUCCAGGAUGCCCAAAGCCUAUUCAGUUUGGAAACAUCUGUGGUCAUCCAAGGGGGCACCCAGAGCAAUGUGUCUUGCUCCAUCCAGAACCCACUUCUGGGCCAGAAGAAAGAGUUUGCGGUCCAGAUAGCAGAUGUGUUUUUACCCAGAACCUCUCCCUGGAAGAGAGCUUUCCUCGGGACUCUGGUGGGACUGCUGCUCCUCCUGGCUCUUCUCUUGAAACUGGUGCUGUACAUAUUUCAGAAGCAACGGAGAUCCCAAGAAAAAUUGAAGAAGCAGGCAGAGAAGGACAAAGGGAAACUCAGAGCAGAGCUGGGGAAGCUUCAAGUGGAGCUAGACUGGAGAAGAGCUGAAGGCCAGGCUGAGUGGAGAGCAGCCCAACAAUAUGCAGUGGAGGUGACCCUGGAUCCUGGGUCUGCCCACCCCAGCCUGGAGGUCUCAGAAGAUGGCAAGCGCGUGUCCUCCCGCAGGAUGGCACCAGACUCGGCGGCUGGCCACCAUCAGCAGUUCCUGGAGCAGACAUGCGUUCUGAGCCAGCAGCGCUUCUCUGCUGGCCGCCACUACUGGGAAGUGCAUGUGGGCCACCGCAGCCGUUGGUUCCUAGGUGUGUGCCUGGCAAAGGUGCAGUGCUCAGGUCCGGUGCUCUUGAGCCCUGCCAAUGGCUACUGGGUGAUGGGGCUGUGGAAUGGUUGCGAGUACUUUGUUCUGGACCCGCACCGCGUGGCGCUCACCGUGAACGUGCCACCCCGGUGCGUGGGCAUCUUUCUGGACUGUGAUGCAGGAAAGCUUUCCUUCUUCAACGUGACCGAUGGCUCCCACAUCUUCACCUUCACUGACACCUUCAGCGAGACACUCUGUGCAUAUUUUAGGCCUAGAGCCCACGAUGGCAGCAAACACCCAGAUCCACUCACCAUCUGCCCAUUGCCAGUUAGAGAGUCCAGUGACAACUGGUUACAAUCCUAAGGGCCCGCACAUUCUUCCCUGUGCCUAUGGUGAGGCACUCUCAUGGCUAUAGGCUUGGGUCCUGAGAAGCUUCCUGCAUAACAGCCAAUGCUUUGCUCUUCCGCUUCCUCUAGAGCGGAAAAAAUACACCAACCUCAGUGUUCCCUGACAAAAUGUCAGCAAAGGCUGUAAAAGCCUUGGUGAAACAGAAAAGGGGCAAAGAAAUAUAUUUCCCUAUGUAGACAUGUAUGUGUACUUAUAUGGAUAUGAUUUUCUUUUCUUUUUUUUUUUAAAGAAAUUCUAAACCUCAUUUGUGUGUGUUUUAGGAUUGAGCAAAUGAAUAAAAAUAUAUUCAUGUUGUUACUGAAA
Phacochoerus africanus (Common warthog) is the source of this 2174-nucleotide messenger RNA. RefSeq names its product butyrophilin like 9 (gene BTNL9). Gene Ontology annotation, molecular function: signaling receptor binding. Gene Ontology annotation, biological process: regulation of cytokine production; T cell receptor signaling pathway. Lineage: Eukaryota; Metazoa; Chordata; Mammalia; Artiodactyla; Suidae. The record is from RefSeq and is a predicted model, not a curated record. The coding region runs from base 273 to 1826 and encodes 517 amino acids. The transcript has 12 exons. Gene Ontology annotation, cellular component: external side of plasma membrane.